CGCCGCAAAUGUGUCAGGGCGAGUGUCAUUAUGUAAUUACCGCCCGGUGCGGACGCUUUCAACCCGUUAUGGUGUAGAAUCGCAACGGGGCCCGUCAGCCGAAACGAUGGAUAGAGAAAAAGAGGGGAGAUCUGCGUCCUCCGCCAAAAUGACCAAAUCACCAAGCAACGAAAGUGUACAAGUGGUGGUUCGAUGCAGACCAAUUUCUGAUAAGGAAUUGGAAAGCGAAUGCACUCAGGUGGUGAAUGUUUAUGCUAAAAGGGGUGUUAUUGAAGUUGAAAAUCCUAAAGCAAAAACUGAUAAUGAAAAGAAUAAAAUUUUUACAUACGAUGGGGUUUAUGAUUGGAACUCAACACAGCAAAGUUUAUAUGAUGAAACUGUACGUCCACUGGUGGCUUCCGUUUUAGAAGGUUAUAAUGGUUGCGUUUUCGCUUACGGCCAAACAGGAACUGGAAAAACUUACACAAUGGAAGGAACCGAUGAGGAUGAAGAUGAUAAAGGAAUAAUUCCUCGUGCUUUUGAACAAAUUUGGUCGCACAUAAACCGAACAACCGGCGUGGAAUUUCUCGUUUCCGUUCGUUACCUCGAAAUUUACAUGGAAGAAAUUCGAGAUUUAUUAAAAUCAAAAAAUACAAAACCUUUAGAACUACGAGAAAUGGCUGGACAAGGAGUUUUUGUAACGCAUUUGCAUUCGCAAACGUGUCAAAGCGCUGCCGAUAUGUUAAAAGCGAUGAAAGUUGGAAAUCAUAACCGUACCACAGGCGCAACGAAUAUGAACGAGCAUUCGUCGCGUUCACACGCAAUUUUUCAAAUUUCCAUUGAGAUGGCGGAAACGGAAAAAAAAUCAGUGAAAGUUGGGAAAUUAAAUUUGGUUGAUUUAGCGGGAAGCGAACGCCAAUCGAAAACAGGCGCAACCGGCGAUCGUUUAAAAGAAGCUAGCAAAAUUAAUAAAGCCCUGUCUUCUCUGGGAAACGUCAUUUAUGCUUUAGCAGAAAAUUCGGCUCAUAUCCCUUACAGAGAUUCAAAAUUAACACGGUUAUUACAAGAUUCUUUAGGGGGAAACAGUAAAACGAUUAUGAUCGCAAAUAUAGGCCCUGCAAGUAUGAAUUACGACGAAACUAUAAUCACUUUACGUUAUGCUUAUCGCGCUAAAUCAAUUAAAAAUCAACCGGUUAAGAACGAAGACAUAAAAGACGCAAAAUUAUUAGAGUUACAACAAGAGAUUGAAAGAUUGAGGCAAUUAAUCGCGGAAAAAAGCAACGGCAAGUUUAAUUUGGAGAAUAUCGAGUCCGAAUUAGACGACUUGAAUAGCGAAGACGAUAGCGAAGAUGACGAAUCGAAAGUGAAACAAAAAAAAGAAAAAGAAAAACAACUCGAAUUAAGUAAAAUGGAAAUUGAUGAAUUAGGAAAAAAAUUAAAAUCCCUCGAAAAACAGAUGGUCCAUGGUGGAAAAAAUAUUAUCGAUAGUGUUAACGAGAAUGAAGUUAGGUUAGAACAACAAAGAGCUGAAAUUGCAGCUAGAAAGGUAAAAAAACCUACCUAUGUGAAGUUACUCAUAAAUUCCAUUCAUAAAAAAAAUUUUUUGUUUGUGUAUAUCGAUUUUAAUGAUUAAUAGCUCAUUAGAAAGAUCUUGUAGAGUAGAGCCUAACAUCUUUUGGGUGGGAACACCAAAAACAGUGAAAUACAUAAAAAAUUCUCUAACUUUAUAGUCCGAAAAAUUUAAAACUAUAAUAUCAGGUAUAAUUACUAAAUCAAAAUGCGUAUACUGUCUUCUACACAAAAUUGUAUUUUCGUCGUCGCUAAAUUAUAUUGGUAAUUAGAAAAGUGUAACAAUACACGAACCUGUUUCCACACGUACAUGGCGCUUUGAAAAGCAAAAUUAUAUUAAUGUGUGAUACCUUUUUGGAAAGGGUUCCUCCUGUAGAUCAUGUCAUAGUAAUGGCGGCACGAAAUUCUAACAAUAACGGU
Messenger RNA from Onthophagus taurus, 1968 nucleotides. The record is from RefSeq and is a predicted model, not a curated record. NCBI's taxonomy places the organism in Eukaryota, Metazoa, Arthropoda, Insecta, Coleoptera, Scarabaeidae.